Closterium sp. NIES-65 is the source of this 5127-nucleotide messenger RNA. The record is from the annotation of a GenBank genome assembly. Lineage: Eukaryota; Viridiplantae; Streptophyta; Zygnematophyceae; Desmidiales; Closteriaceae.
AUGGCUACCCCUAGUGUCCUAGCUUUUGACGCUGAGGGUCGCGCCAUUGAUUUUGAGGUCUGGUUAGACGACCUGCAGCUGUUCUUACAGUGCGACAGGGCUGACGACCUUUCUCUCUUUGACCUCACCUCUGGCGCCUCUCCUGCUCCUGCUGCUGAUGCUGAUCCCACUGUCCGCUCUAAGUGGGCCACCCGCGAUGCUGCUGCACGUCUUGCUGUGCGUCGCCACCUCCCUACCUCUGAGCGUGCGCACUUUAGUCAGUACAAGAGUGCGCAGACCUUGUACGACGCUGUAGUUGCGCGCUACUCCUCCCCUGCCACUGCUGCACUGAGCCUCGCGCGCCUCCCUGACUCCCUUCGCGUCGUCAGGGACCACUUUCUCGCAGUCUGUCCCACCACCCUCACCGUCGACCUCCUCGAGAAGGCCCUCCUCGCAGCGGAGAAGAGCAUAGUCGCUGUAGGUGCUUCUCGUGGUGACCCUCGCACCCCCAUCUUUGAGGGGUGCUCUCCUUCCCCCUUGCUGCCCUCUGUUGCCUCUGCUACUGCUGCCGACCUGCUUGGUCUUGAGUCGGUCGGCGCGGCGUCUGCCCCUAGUGGGAGACGUCGCUCCAGCAAGGGCAAGGGGGGCAAGGGCGCGGGUGGAGCUGGAGGGGGCGGUGGCGGUGGCGGCGGUGGCGGCGGAGGGAGUGGGGGUGGCGGCGAGACUAGUGGCGGGGGUGGUGGUGGUGGUGGCAGCAGUGGCGGAGACGGUGCUGGUGGUGCCAGCGGUGGUGGUGGAGGCAGCGGCGGUGGUGGAGGCGGCGGAGGUGGAGGCGGUGGAGGCGGCAGCGGAGGAGGCGGUGGUGGUGGAGGAGGUGGAGCUGGUCGAGGUGGUACCCAGCAGCGUAGCGGCGGUGGUGGUGGCCAGCGCUCGCAGCGGCAGCAGCAGCAGCGCUCGCGGGACAUCCCUCCGCCUCAGCAGCUUCGUGAGUGGUACGCUGGGCGUCAGAGGGGUGGGGGUACUGGUCCCUGCACCUACGUUCUUCGUUCCGGCGACCGCGCGGGUGAGCAGUGUGGGGGUGCCCACGCCACCCAGCGCUGCUUUGGCCGCCUGACGGACGCUUGGCGUCAGCAGUUCCCUGGGGCUAGUGAGAUCCCUCGCUGGGAUGAGCUCCUCAGGGCUGGUGUAGCGAUCUUUGAUCUUGAUUUUGAUGCUAUCCUUGCUGCUAUGUAUGUUGUGGAUUAUAGUGAGGAGAAUGAGGGUUACCGGUGUUUCCAGCCCGACCCGGGCAUUGGUACUGCUGCGCUAGGUGCUUGUGAGGCUGCUGCUCUAGGUGCCAGUGCGUCUGUGCUCUCAGGUACUGGUGAGACUGCGCUCUCAGGUACUGCGUCGUCCUCGUCCUCCCUCACUUUCACGCUUGACUCCGGAGCUUCUCGCUCCUUCUUUCGAGACCGCACUACCCUUACGCCGCUCGGCCGGCCGGUUGCGGUCUCCCUUGCUGACCCCUCUGGGGGUCCUGUCCUGUCUCACUUCUCCACUGUCCUCCCGUGUCCGGCUGCCCCUUCGGGCACCCUGUCGGGUCUGUACCUUCCCUCGUUCUCUACGAACUUGGUGAGUGGAGCGGACCUGCAGGAUGUGGGGGUUCACCAGUUCACUCCUGCGAGUCAGCGGGUGACCCACUGCACGGAGGCACGCACAGGCCGACACCUGGCCACGUUCUCGCGUCGGCCGGGGUCGAGUCUCUACACCCUGACAGUUGAGUCUCCUCCUGUCCCUGCGUCUGGUCAGGUGGCUGCGUCGGGUCAGGUGCUUGCUGCUGCGUCCCGGUCAGGUCCUGAGUCUGCCCCCUGUUCUUGUCGCCUCCUGUCUCACGAGACUCUCCUGUGGCACCACCGUCUUGGCCACCCCUCCUUGCCCCGUCUUCGGAGCAUGGCUUCCCGUGUCCUUGUCUCUGGUCUUCCCCAGUCUCUCCCUCCUCUCCCCUCCGGGCCAGGACCUUCCUGUGUCCCCUGUGUCGAGGGUCGCCUCCGGGCUACUCCUCACUCCUCCCACUUCCCCUCGACAGAGGCUCCCCUGCAUACGCUUCACAUGGAUGUGUGGGGCCCAGCCCCCGUCCGUGGGCAGGGUUACGAGCGCUACUUCCUGUUGGUGGUUGACGACUACUCGCGUUACACCACAGUCCUCCCCUUGCGCAGCAAGGGUGAGGUCACUGAGGUGCUGAUCGUCUGGAUCCGCGAGGCUCGUCUCCAGCUCAGAAAGAGCUUCGGCUCGGACUUUCCUGUUCUGCGUCUGCACUCUGACCGAGGCGGAGAGUUCUCUUCUCGCCUUCUGCGGGACUACUGUCGUGCACGGGGGAUCCGCCAGACCUUCACGCUUCCGGACUCACCACAGCAAAAUGGGAUUGCUGAGCGCCGCAUUGGCAUGGUCAUGGAUGUCGCUCGUACGUCCAUGAUGCAUGCGGCUGCCCCCCAUUUUCUGUGGCCGUUUGCGGUGAGGUACGCGGCGCAUCAGCUCAACCUUCACCCCCGGGUCUCUCGACCUGCGAUGUCCCCAGCCUUGCUGUGGACGGGGAAGGUUGGCGAUGCGUCUGUGUUCCGUGUCUGGGGAUCUCGGGCGUUUGUCCGCGACUUGUCUGCGGACAAGCUGUCCCCUCGUGCUGCUCCCUGUGUCUUCCUUGGCUUCCCCACUGACGCCCCAGGGUGGCAGUUUUACCACCCCUCCUCUCGUCGUGUUCUGUCCUCCCAGGACGUCACGUUCGACGAGUCAGUCCCCUUCUACCGUCUCUUCCCCUACCGCACUCCUUCCCUCCCCCCUCCCCCGGACUUCCUUGUGCCGGUUCCCCCCCCAGUAGACCCCCUCCCCCCUCAGGUUCCUGCCCCCUCAGGUGUGUCCCAGGUAGACGCAGUUGACCCGGUCGAGGUUACUGGUGACUCUGGUGCUGCUGCGGGUGCUGAGCCUGGGGGUGCUGACUCUGGGGGUGCUGUACGCGGGGGUGCUGAGCCUGGGGGUACUACUGCUGGGGGUGCUGGGCCUGAGGGUGCUACUGCGGAGGGUGCGGAGCCUGGGGGUGCUGAGCCGGGGGGUGCUGUGCCUGGAGGUGCUGGGUCUGGGGGUGCUGGGUCGGGAGCUGCUGCACCUGGGGGUGCUGAGCUGGGAGCUGCUGAGCCUGGGGGUGCUGCGUCUGGAGCUGCUGAGCCUGGGGUUUCUCCUGCUGCUGCGUCUCGCCGGGAGCCCCUCUCUCUACAGGAGUUGUGUGAGUGGUUCGCUCGCCGCUGGAGGCGUGCCGCUGAGUCUGGAGGUGCUGCUGGAGCUGGAGCUGGGGCUUCUUCGACCGUCGUGGGUGCGGGUGCUGCCGGUCCCGGAGCUGCUGGACCUGCGGGUCCCCCUGGAGCUGGAGCUGCUGAGGGCGUUGGUGCUGAGCCUACUGCUGUUGGUCCUGCCGCUGGAGGUGUGGGUGGCGCUGGUGCUGUCGCUGAGGGUGCUGGUGCUGUCCCUGCUGAGUCUGGAGCUGCCGCGCGGCCUCGGCCGUACUUCUCGCAGUCCCUGCUGGAGCCUUCCUCUCCACUGCCUGCUCCCUCUCCUUACACUGGUCCUACUGGAGGUCUUGCUGAGCGUCGUGAGCCUGCGUCUCGUCCCGCGUCGCCUGUUCGUGCUGCUCGCGCUAGUGGUCGCAGUUCGCGUCAGCGUCCUCCUCCUGUCCCUGGCACGCACCAGAUGUCUUUGCGUCCGUCCACUGCUCCUUUGCGUGCCCCUUUGCCUUCUCCUCCUGAGUCCUCUCUUCCUGCGCUUGCCGACCCUGAGUCGGACUCUCUUCGUGCUGCCAGUCCUAAUGUCACGCGUCUGCUUGCUACUGUCGUCACUGACCCCUCUUUUGAGUCCACUGCUGCGUCUGCUCUAGUCGCUGAGCUCGUCGACUUUGCUGCUCGCUGUCGUCUCGACUACGCUGCUAUUCUUGUUGCUGAGUCUGCGUCUGUCUGUCCUUUGUCCGUCGGGGGUGAGUGUGCUCUUGGCACGGACGUCCUAGAGGACAGGCAGGAGGAGUUACAGUGUGUAGCGGCUGCUUCACCUCAUCUCGCGUCUGUACUGCUUGCCCCUGAGGGAGACCCGGAUGCACUAGACAUCCCGACUCCGCGUUCUUACGCGGAGGCCGUAGAGGGUCCCUACUCCUCUCAGUGGCAGGCAGCUAUGGAUGCAAAGAUGGCUUCCUGGAAGUCCACAGGCACCUACGUUGACGCGGUUCCCCCUCCUGGGGCGAACAUCGUCAGUGGCAUGUGGAUCUUCAGGGUGAAGCGGCCGCCGGGCUCUCCACCUGUCUUCAAGGCACGGUACGUUGCUCGUGGCUUCAGUCAGCGGCAGGGAGUUGACUACUUUCAGACCUUCUCUCCCACCCCGAAGAUGACUACUCUUCGGGUGCUGCUGCACAUAGCCGCUCAGCGCGACUACGAGCUUCACUCUCUCGACUUCAGCACUACGUUCUUGCAGGGUAGCCUGCACGAGGAGAUCUGGCUUCGCCGUCCACCUGGCUUCACUGGGACUUUCCCUCCUGGCACCCAGUGGAGCCUCCGACGGCCAGUCUACGGUCUCCGCCAGGCACCGCGUGAGUGGCACGAUACACUGAGGACUACGCUUGCGGCUCUUGGGUUUGCUCCUUCUACUGCUGACCCGUCGCUGUUUCUUCGCACCGACACUUCCCUGCCGCCGUUCUACAUCCUCGUGUACGUCGACGACUUGGUCUUUGCCACAGCAGACACUGCUGGACUCGCCUACGUGAAGUCCGAGCUGCUGAAGAGACACACGUGCACAGACCUGGGUGAACUGCGCAGCUACCUUGGCUUGCAGAUCACUCGGGACAGAGCACGCCGCACCAUUACCUUGACUCAGUCACACAUGGUGCAGCAGGUCCUUCAGCGCUUCGGCUUCACGUACUCCUCGCCUCAGGCCACUCCUCUGCCUACUCGCCACUCACUCUCAGCUCUGCCUUCGGAUGAGUCCGUAGAGUCGAGUGGUCCGUAUGCAGAGCUUACCGGAGCACAUGGCUGCAGCGAAGAGGGUAUUGCGCUACCUGUGCAGCACGUCGGGCAUGGGGCUAGUGCUUGGAGGGCGGAGUCCAGUGGUCCUUACCGGCCACGCGGACGCUUCUUGGGCUGA